Messenger RNA from Dicrocoelium dendriticum, 1092 nucleotides. NCBI's taxonomy places the organism in Eukaryota, Metazoa, Platyhelminthes, Trematoda, Plagiorchiida, Dicrocoeliidae. The record is from the annotation of a GenBank genome assembly.
AUGGUACCAAAGACAUCAGGUGACUGGCGCCCCUGUGGUGACUACAGGGUACUUACGAAACUUACCGUCCAGGAUGAAUAUCCCAUUCCACACAUUCAGGACUUGACCCUAUCUCCAGCUGAUGGUAUACUCAUCGCCAAGUCUUCUGACGAGGAUCAUCUUCAUCACCUAGACGCUCACCUACAAAGCUUAACACAGCAUGGGGUUACUGUCAACCCUGAUAAAUACGGGCUCGGCCAAAGCUCUAUCGACUUUCUUGGCCCCUGCAUUUCCGCCUCUGGUAUCGAUGCUCCGCCAGAAAAUAUCCAGGCACAGAAGGAAUAUUCUGCUGCCAGUUCCUUCAAACAGUUACACCGAUUCCUUGGUUUGGUCAGCUAUUAUAUGCGCUUUAUUCCUAAAUGCGCGUGCAUUGUUCAACCAAUGACUGAUUUGCUCCGCGGUAAACGACGGUCUUUUCGUUUCGCAGACGACGCCAAAAUGUGUUUUGAGAAGGUCAAAUACACUAUCUCCAACAUAGCGCCCCUCGCCAUUCCAGACACAUUUGCACCAAUCUCCCUGACAACUGACGCAUCCGACACUGCUGUCGGUGCAGUUCUUCAACAACUCAACGACCAUCGAUGGAUACUUCUAGUUUUCUUCUCGAAACGUUUGAAACCUGCCGAAUCACGUUACGGCACAUUCGGUAGGGAAGUGUUAGCUAUCUACCUAGGUAUCAAACUUUUCUGUCACUAUCUCGAAGGUAGACAUUUUACAGUCUUCACUGACUACAGGCCUUUGAUCUACGCAAUCAAUGACACAACAAUCGGGUUUUCUCCGUGGGAAAUUAGACACCGUGACUACAUUUAUCAGUUUGCGACAGACGUACGACAUGUCUCAGGUGUUGUUAAUCCCGUCGCGGAUGCGCUUUCACUUAUUCAGCAGAUUAACUUAUCGCCUUGCACCAACCUUGACCUAGCCGCUAUGGCUGAAACCCAACAAUCUGAUCAAGACAUAGACAAGCUGCGACACAACACCUCGUUGAAACUAGGCGAAGUUCCACUAACUUCAUUUAAGAAGACCAUGCUUUGUGACGUUUCACAAACUUCUCCCUGA